Girardinichthys multiradiatus is the source of this 2710-nucleotide messenger RNA. It is a transcript of the gene ptprjb.2, whose product is annotated as zic family member 2 (odd-paired homolog, Drosophila), a. Gene Ontology annotation, cellular component: nucleus. The coding region runs from base 490 to 1827 and encodes 445 amino acids. Gene Ontology annotation, molecular function: DNA-binding transcription factor activity, RNA polymerase II-specific; RNA polymerase II cis-regulatory region sequence-specific DNA binding. Lineage: Eukaryota; Metazoa; Chordata; Actinopteri; Cyprinodontiformes; Goodeidae. The record is from RefSeq and is a predicted model, not a curated record. Gene Ontology annotation, biological process: regulation of transcription by RNA polymerase II; central nervous system development. The transcript is spliced from 3 exons.
UGCAGAAGAGGAGGUAGAGCCAGUCCACAGAGAAACAGGGACCCUCCGCCGAUAAAUCGCUCACUCCUAGCCAGAGAAAUAAAUCCGUUCCCAAACUGGAUCGCGGUGAUUUUUUUUAUUUAUUCUUGCGAUGCUCCAACCACUCUCGCUCUGCGUGCGCAGAAGACGCCUAGUAAGAUAAUUGUUUUGUUUGUAUUUUUGAAUUCUUAUUUUCAUUAAAGCAUCAAAGUAGGAGGAAAGGACACAGGGGAAGACUUCACUUUCGUGUGGAUUUUUCGAUUCCAAGUAAUUUCAAAAUUCUUGUAUUGCUAGUUAAGUUUGUAUUUGUUGGUUAUGAGCUGAGAAACGCGUUCCUUUCAUGCCUGAUAUGGUGUUUCCAAAGCUGGAAGUUGCAUCUUUGCGUGUCAACAUUUGAUUUGUUUUUUCUUGUUUUACUGUAAUUGAAAAAAAAAAAAGAUAUCUGUACUGGUUUUGAAAAGCAAAACAAUAAUGUUACUGGAUGCUGGCCACCAGUUCCCCGGACUGGGAGUGGGCUCGUUUGCCAGGCAUCACUCUGCGAGCGAGAUGCAGGACAGAGACUUGAGUUUGGCGCAGAACAGCUUUGUAGACUCCGCACACAUGGGUGCGUUCAAGCUAAACCACGAUCUCUCCCCGGGACAGAGCUCUGCCUUCACCACCCAGGCGCCGGGCUACCCCGCUGCGGCUCUGGGGGCCCACGCCGCCCAUGUCACGUCGUACGCGAGCUCCCCCUUCAACUCCACCAGGGACUUUCUCUUUCGCAGCCGCGGCUUCGGUGAAUCCUCUCCAGCGAGCGGCCAGCACGCUAUUUUUGGCCCCACUACGGGAUCCCUUCAUCACUCCCACACAGACACUCAGAGCCACAUUCUCUUCCCCGGGAUCCACGACCAGCACGGCUCCCACGGUUCCCCGAACGUCCUAAACGGCCAAAUGAGACUCGGACUGCCGGGUGAAGUUUUCGGGCGCUCCGAGCAGUACCACCAGGUCUCCAGCCCGAGGACCGACCCGUACUCUGCCGCGCAGCUCCACAACCAGUACGGCUCCAUGAAUAUGAACAUGGGUAUGAACAUGGCAGCCCACCACCACCAUCACCCCGGUGCCUUUUUCCGCUACAUGAGGCAGCAGUGCAUCAAGCAGGAGCUCAUCUGCAAGUGGAUCGACCCGGAGCAGCUGAGCAACCCCAAGAAGUGCUGCAACAAAACUUUCAGCACCAUGCAUGAGCUGGUCACGCAUGUCUCCGUGGAACACGUCGGUGGUCCGGAGCAGACCAACCACAUCUGCUUCUGGGAGGACUGUCCCCGGGAGAGCAAGCCGUUCAAGGCGAAAUACAAACUGGUGAACCACAUUCGGGUGCACACGGGGGAGAAGCCCUUCCCGUGCCCCUUUCCCGGUUGCGGCAAGGUCUUCGCCCGCUCAGAAAACUUGAAAAUUCACAAGAGAACGCACACAGGAGAGAAACCGUUCCAGUGCGAGUUUGAGGGCUGUGACAGAAGAUUCGCAAAUAGCAGCGACCGAAAGAAACACAUGCAUGUUCACACGUCGGACAAGCCGUAUUUGUGCAAAAUGUGCGACAAGUCCUACACACACCCCAGCUCUCUACGAAAACACAUGAAGGUCCACGAAUCCACUCCAUCUGCGUCAGAUUCAUCGCCAGCUGCAAGCUCCGGCUACGAGUCGUCUACACCCCCGGGCCUGGUGUCCCCCACCACCGAGACCCAAAGCAACACCACUCUGUCCCCAGCCUCAGCUGUGCACAACACCACCAGCCACAGUGGCCUGUCCUCCAAUUUCAGUGAAUGGUAUGUGUAGGACUGAGCGAAGCCACACACACUGCACUUCGCAGCACUGGGCCAUUCCACAGGAUAUUCUUGUUAUUUGGACACACAAAAAAAACAUUUAUUUUUUAUUUUAUUAUCCACCAGGCAGGAUGAUACUGACCAGCAGAGGGAAAUGUGUAUAAUAAACCUGGGGAUGUGUGUUUCAUACUGUAAAUAGGAACUUAAAAAAAAUCCACGUUCCCAUUUGGUUGUGGUAGUUUUGUCAAGUCUUUUGGUGUAUAGAUGUUCAUUCGGGUAGCUGUUUCUCUAACUGGAAUCUUAGUGCACAUAUUACCAUUAAAAUCUGUACUAUAAUCUUGACUAUUGUGAUCCUGAGGCAAACUGAUUGUACUAUACUAAAACAUCUAUAAACUGGAGAGAGUGCCAAAGUUAACCGUCUAACUCCCAACAGACCACAAUAAUCCUGAUCGUGAAUGUAUAUUUUAGUUUGCUGGGGCUUAACUUGUGAUGUUUUUGUGCUUUGCAAGUUUGAAUUGUGAAAAAAAAAAGAGAAAACCCUUUCUGGAAAGAUUGUGAGGUCAAAUAAACGUUGUGCCGUUUUUUUUUUUUGGUUGUCUUUUUUUUUUUUGGUCUGUACCCACACAUCCUUUCCCUUAUUUUGUAAAUAUCAGCUGCCAUAUUUAUCCAUUUGUAAUUAAAUUAUGGUAUUUACUUGCUACAGAUGAAACAGUAUUUAUAAAAAGAAUGUUUCUUUACCUAUAAAUAUGUACAAUGACGAGCUGAAAACACGGGCAGUUGUUUCGUUUUGUGCUAACUUUUGUUCAAAGUUUUAAGAGGUGUUUCCUUCUUUUAAUUGUGAUAAGAAUUUUACUGCUUACAAAUAAUAAUAAAAAGGUGUUGCAAGUGCUGAAUAA